CACGGACAGCGCGCAGUGAGCAGCCAGGAAAGCUCCCUAAGUCCCGGCCUCGGAGCAGAGGCCCGGCUCCGCACGGCGAGAGGCGCGGAGCUCUAGCCGCCUGGCAGAGCGUGCGGUUUCAGUGGGACCGCGGUUCCCACCCCGGGACUCUGGUGGAGCGGAGCCCGGCAAAUGGGCGCAUGAGGAAGAAGGGCAGGGAAAUGGACUGCUAUUUGCGCCGCCUCAAACAGGAGCUGAUGUCCAUGAAGGAAGUGGGUGAUGGUUUACAAGACCAGAUGAACUGCAUGAUGGGAGCGCUGCAAGAGCUGAAGCUUCUACAGGUGCAGACAGCACUGGAACAGCUGGAGAUCUCUGGGAGGGGGCCUGCCCCAGGCUGCCCUGAAAGCCCCCGAACACAGCCUGAGUCCACUUGCUGGGAUAGGGGAAGAGGUCCUGCCAGGCCUAUGGCCUGCUCCCCUUCCAACCAACCUUCUCUUGGCAGCAACGCCAAGUGUCCCUCCCAUAGGAGUGCCUGUGGGAGGGGUCUGGCCGCCCUGCCCAGGACACAGCUGCCACAGCACCACAGCUGUGCCCAGCAGGGGCCAGAGCCGGCAGAACCCGACGACUGGACAUCCACGUUGAUGUCCCGGGGCAGGAAUCGACAACCUCUGGUGUUAGGUGACAACAUUUUCGCGGACCUGGUGGGGAACUGGCUGGACUUGCCAGAACUGGAGAAGGGUGGGGAGAAGGGUGAGACUGCGGAGGAGCCUAAAGGAGAGAAGGGCCAGCCCCAGGAGCUGGGCCGCAGGUUCGCCCUCACGGCAAACAUCUUCAAGAAGUUCCUGCGUAGUGUGCGGCCUGACCGUGACCGGCUGCUGAAGGAGAAACCAGGCUGGGUGACACCCACAGCCUCAGAGCCCCGAGCAGCACGCUCGCAGAAGGCCAAGAAGCGGAGCCAUUCCAAAGGCUUUGGACGUUUCUCUUUCCAGGGCACAGCAGAGCGCACACAGGGGGGUAAUCCUUCCACAAGUUGCCCCAAGGCUCUGGAACCCUCACCCUCUGGCUUUGAUAUUAACACAGCUGUUUGGGUCUGAAUCAUAGAAACAGACAGUUGACUGACCCCCAAAGGGCCAGGUCCCAGUGCUGAGACCCCUGGAAAGAGGGCAGGUGGGCGAUAUGGCUUUCAAAAGCCCAAUUCCGAGUUCCUUUCCUCCAGAAAGGAGGGAGAAGCGACAAGAGUAUCUGGACCAGGGCAGACAGGCUUGUGGUCGGAAGAAUCUGUGGCCAGACUGGCCAGUGGGGGAGGUGGGCUCCUGGAUGGAGAGAGUGAGAGUGUGUGUGUGUGUGUGUGUGUGGUGCUCACUUUGGGCUGGAGGUGACAGCUGGGGAGGGGCCAGGGGUCAGAGACUAGGUAAUCCUUUUGACAUUCCUUCGCUGCUCCCAAAGACCUCAGUCAAACAUUCUGUAUGGAUUAGGGUGCUGCAGGCUCCCCAGAGAGGCCCCCAGUAAAGACCUCAUCUCUCAUGUCCCCAACCUUAUAACUGUUUGCUUCCCUGGCAAAGCACUGCUCCAGGCACAGGUAUUAAACCCCAGUCAUCAGCAGGGGGCAAAUUUCCACCCCACCUCUUCCUGUUGCCUUUGAGAUUUCAGCCCAUACCUGGAUCCUGAGAAAUGAGCUGAAUGAGUAUGUAUAAGAAAUACUUGGGGAAACCCAUGUCUUUCCAAAAGCACAGGAAAGAUAAUAUAUUUGUUUAGCACUUUAAAGUCUGAAGGCCUUUUCAUAGCCAUUAUCUCCUUGGUAAGUGGCCACGGAAGGCAGGUAUUAUCCCCAUUUUCCCGAUGAGGAAGCAAGCCGGGAUACGACCCCUACCCAGGACCACGCCGCAGGCAUGAGGCGGACCAGGCCAGUGCUCACUGAGUCCUGGAGUCUCACCCUCCUUUCCCAGCACGUCUCCAGCGUUGAACCCGGGACGGAUGAACCUGUGUCUUUCAAUAACGCGAAGGCAAGCCCAGAAGAAAUUCGCACGCAUUUUAAAAUUCCAGUUCCAUCCGGUGGGCUCCCUCCCAGCUGGGCAGCUUUCGGUCCCCUUUCCCGGGUCGGGACGGCGGGGCAGCCCCAAGCUCCCGCGCCUGGGGCCGCUCCUAAGCCGCCUGGCCUCGUGGCCCGGCGCGCACGGCCCCGGGAGCUGCCGUUCUCGCCCAUCCCGGCAGGGGCCGCCGCCAGGGGGCCGAAGGCGUUUGGGCCGACCCCGCGCAGGCAGCACUCCCUCCUCCCCUCGCAGCCGCCCGCCAACCUCCCCUCUGCCUGACAGAGGGUGACAGCUGCAAUUAAAGGCCGCCUUCCUGCCCUCAAAGCAUUAGUAGCACAUUGGAGAAGAAAAAUAAGAAGAAAGGCUCUUCCUGCAGCCUGGACCUCCCCGGGGACGAUGGAGGGAGGGGGCUUAGAGCGAGCAGCUCCUUAACCUGAGUGGGGGGUGGUUAGAGUAACUUAAUUUUCCAGGCAAUCAAAUGGUAGAUGUUUAGUGUUCGUGGAGAAAGGUACAAGAGAAAAGGCAGUAAUUUUUUUGAACCCUUGCUGUUUGCCAGGCAGUGUUUACGACAUGUCUUAAACUUCAAAAUGACCCUAGAAGAUACUGUCCUUGGUAAAUCAGUGGAGGCUCGUAAGGGUCAUGUAAGUUGCCCAGAUCAGGCUAGCAGCCAAUGAAAGAACCAGGACCUGAAACAGAGGAUCCUCUGGCUCCAAAACCCCUGUCCUUUCUUCUCUCCCUGGAGUUCUGGGAGUUUGCCAGCUGAGCUAGCCCUUUCUGGAAGAGCAGGCCCCUGCCAUCCUUCAUGCCUCCCCACAAGACUGUGACACUCUGGUCCUGGGGGAAGGCCCACUGGCUGUGACUGCCUUUGGUGGCAGUCAUGUGUGCAUGUGUGUGUAGAAUGUGUGAAGAUUCCACCUGAACUGCUGAGUUCGGAGAAGAGGGAGUCAUUUGCUGGUGGGUGGUGGUGAAGCCAUACAGCAAUUACUCAAGAAGGCACCAGCUCCAAGAUGGGAAUGAUUCUACAGGAAUCCAUGUCACCUUUUGGUCAUUCAUCUGUAACUCAUCUGUUUUGUGGACCAGUCAUGGCAAUUCAGACCAAAUGGACAAAACCUUAUGAACACCUCCCAGUGCCAAGCAUUUUGAUAGGAACUAAGAACAGAGCAAUGAAAAGGACCCAAUUCCUGACACACUGGGUCCAGCGGGAAGAAAGAAGUGACUCUUAACCCACUCGUUAGCCAGAAGGAAUGCAAGGGAAUGAAAACUCACUUUAACCUGGGCCACAACAGAACAAUUAGCGGUGUGAAAUUUGCUGCCAACAUCAGUCACAGAUGUCGGGCACUGCCAUCUUUGCGUUCUUAUUUCCUUCUCACCACACUCUGGAAGUGGCUGCUGUUACUCUUAUUUUACAUGGAAAAGCUCAGAGAAGUUAAGCAUUUCACUUAGGGUCACAGGGGCAGAGCUAGGACUGAAAUAAUUCAAACUGACUUCCAGUCUUGUGCUUUUCACACUACCACACAAGUUGUCUGUCUCUGCUCCAAAGCCAAGUCAAAGGGAACAACAAAACCUGUCCCUCCUGUAUUACCCUUGCAAGGAUCAUUAGUGGAAUGCCAACUCUCCGGUGGGGGAAUUUUGCCUGGGUCUUAACAGGGCUGUUGUACCACCCCAUCACUAUGUCAUGCUUUGCUAAUGAAAGAUUAUGGCCUGCUCAUACACCUCCCAUAAUUUUUCCUUUUCUUCCUCCCCUUCUGAGCCCCUGCUCGGACAAUGAUGGAGACUAUUUACUGAAACUGAGAGAAGUGGGGACUGGGAAGGCCUGGGGCCUAAACAAUGCCAGAAAAUGUAGUGGUGGGGAGCUGUAUGCAGAAGAAGGUAGUAGAAGCAAGCAGAGAGAAAUUGACAGCUUAAUUCUGCCCCUGGGGCUCAUUUUAUGGUUAAUUAGGACAUGCAAAUAAGCUGGUAGCUCAUUUAAAACCCUCCCUGGCAUGGGGCGCACACCUCACACCUGGCCCGCUUCCCUGACAGGUACAAGGACCCCCUAAUUGGCCCAGGCAUCUGCUCAGGGCCCCACCUGCUUCUCUGUGGCUCUGUGGCCAGAGAGUGUCUGUAGAUGUUCCUCACCAUGAGUAGGAGCCAGAAGAGUCUCUGCUGGGGAUGGCCAGUGAGCCUGCCUGGUCUCCCUCCUCUCUCUUUCCAACCUGGCCAACUUGGGACCCCUCUUUCCCAGAGAGCACAGGCCCCUCUCCCUCAAGCACCUCCCCUGCACCCACUCAUCACGUUGAGACCUGAACCCGAACAGGCUCUGAGGAAGAGAGACCUGGUUCAGCACCCCCCUGCUCCCCUCUCCAGAGCCCCGUGGGGAAGAGGGCUCCUCUUUCCCAAGCCACACCAUUUCCUACAGGGCCUCCACAAAAGCAAAAGCACAGCCUGUCUCUGGGGAGCAGGAGCCAGUCCCCAGCUUUCUGUCCACUUCAGGGGGCUUCCCCAACUACGGCAGUUUGGGCACUUCUGCCAGCACCAUGGCAUGGGCACUACAUUUGGAGCCAAACAGGAUAUGAGGCCCAGUUCUGUCACUGUGUAAGCUUGAGCAUGCUGCUUGACCUCUCUGAGUCUCAUUUUUCUCAUCUGUGAUACAGGGAUAAUGCAGGGCUGCCAUGAGAUUUAAAGGACAUAACACACAGUAUCUAGCACACAGCAGAAGCUCAAUAUAUAUUGGACCACCUGCCCUUCAGUUUAGGCGCUAUGUGACCCAGGGUUAAAAAAACUUGCUAAAAUAAAUAAAUAAAUAAGA
Manis pentadactyla (Chinese pangolin) is the source of this 4797-nucleotide messenger RNA. RefSeq names its product inka box actin regulator 2 (gene INKA2). The coding region runs from base 180 to 1073 and encodes 297 amino acids. Gene Ontology annotation, cellular component: nucleus. Lineage: Eukaryota; Metazoa; Chordata; Mammalia; Pholidota; Manidae. The record is from RefSeq and is a predicted model, not a curated record. Gene Ontology annotation, molecular function: protein serine/threonine kinase inhibitor activity; protein kinase binding. The transcript is spliced from 2 exons.